GUAUCAUUAUAUCUAAAUAAAUAAAUUCACAUACACAUUUUAUUUAAAAAAUGAAAAUUUUAAAAUUAUUAUUAAUUUUAUUUGUAUCAAUAGGUUUUAAUUAUAAAUUUGUCGAAUCUUAUGGAGAACCAAAUUUAAGAGGAUUCCCAACAUGGUUUGAAAGAAGUAAUUUAGUUUUAGUUAAUGCAGUAAGAAUUGCACCAAGACAAUAUCUUAGAAAGUAUACCAACUUUGCCGAUCAAGAUAUUCUCUCACCAUCAAUCUAUCCAUCAGUACACCCAUUAUAUUUCGAAUUUACUUUGGGUGCUUCUGCUUUAAGCCAUUCUCGUGAUAUGUCAUUUAAUGGUUGUUUUUCACAUGAUUCAUGUGAUGGUACAGAUUGUGAUUCAAGAAUAUACCAAUAUUAUCAAUGCUCAGAUAUUCAUGGGGAAAAUAUUGCAGCAGGUUAUGAUUCACCAUUAAUUACAAAUAAUCAAUGGGUUUGCGAUGAUGGUUCAAAUGAUCCAUAUGCAUCAGAUCGUUAUUGUGCAGGAGAUGCCAGUGGUAGUGAUGGUCAUAGAAAGAAUAUAAUGUCACCAGAUUAUAGUGUUAUUGGUAUUGGUUAUUCAUUUACACCUGAUAGUACCUAUCAUUCAUACUGGACUCAAGAUUUUGGCCAAGAGAAAUGUAACAAUAUUAGCCAAUCCAUCCAUUCUGGUUCACAUCUCUAUUUACAAUCAGGUAAAAUUACAUUUAUGGUCGAUUGGUAUGAUGAAAAAGAACCAACUGCCAGCUUUGUUAUUAUCGAAGGAAAAAAAUAUCCAUUAUCUCUUGAUAUGGGAACUAAAGCCAAAGGAAUCUACACCACUACUCUCCCAAUGGAAAAGAAAUGCAGAGAUUACUAUUUCUAUUUUGAAAAAUCAAUUACUACCAACACCACCAAUACCACAAUUCAAGUAACCGAUAAAGGAAAUAUAACUUUAACCUCAUAUUCAUUCUCAACUUCAACUGAAAUAUUUAGAUAUCCACAUUUUGGCUAUCUUCAAACUUUUGGUGAAGGUGGUUGCAGAAAGUCAUAUUCAAUCAAUGGCACCGAAUAUCAGCCAUUUAUUCCAUCCAUUCCAUCCCUUUUACCAAUUCACGGUUCAACAGAGAAUAAAAAUCAUAAUCCAACCAAUAGUCCAAAAGGUCAUACUCCAACCAACAGUCCAAGUGUUAUUCCAAACAAUAACAACCCAACCAAACAACCAGAAAGUAGCAACAAUCCAACUAAACAACCAGAAAGCAACAAUAGUCCAACUGAUAGCCCAAGUGAUACUCCAAACAAUAACACACCAACUAAACAACCAGAAAGCAAUAAUCAAAAUGGUAGCCAUGGUUCGGUAUCUUCAUCCUCAACCACCACUACUACAACUUCAUCAUCCUCAUCAUUAUCUUCAUCAUCCUCAUUGUCAUCAACUUAUACAGCAUUUGAUUCAUCAUUAGAAACUUCAUCAUUCGAAACAUAUAAUGCUCAUUACAAGUUCCUUGGUUGUUUUAAUGACGAACUUGCCCAUGACUUACCAUUUAAUGAAAUUUUUUCAUUAAACAUGACUAAUGAAAAAUGCGAAGCUUAUUGUGCAAGAAACAAUUUCAAAUACUCUGGUACAGAAUUAGGUACUCAAUGUUACUGUGGUAAUAAAUAUGGUUCAUAUGGUAAAGCAAAGAGACAAUCAGACUGUUCAUUCAAAUGUGGUGGAGAUAAAAAUGAAUUUUGUGGUGGUAAUGAUAAAAUAACAGUUUAUAAAACAAGCUACAAUGGAUGUCAUUCAUAUGAGCCUUUAAUUGCUCAUUUUUCAAUUUCAGCAACAUCAGAUAAAAUGACUAUUGAAUCAUGCAAAUCUUAUUGUUACUCUAAACACUUUUCAAAUGCAGGUUUGGCUCGUGGUAACGUUUGUCUUUGUGGAAACAAUACAUUUGUUGAAACUGAAGAAUCACCACAAUCAUCAACUAAAAACCUAUACACCGAAGCUACAAACAAAUGUUCUAUUAAAUGUUCAGGCUCAGACAAAGAAUUCUGUGGGGGUGAGAAUGAAAUCUCCAUCUAUUCAACUGAAAAUCUUGUAAACACCGUUGUACCAAAUGAUUUCAGUGAUAAUUCAAUUACAUUACCAGCAAACUCCAACAACUCUUAUAAACUAAUCAACAAUAACCAUAUUUAUCUACUAUUUAUUUUAAUACUACUUAUUUUGGUUUUAAAUUAAAAAAAAGAAAACAAAUAAAAACAAUUGUACCAAUAUUAAAUAACU
Messenger RNA from Dictyostelium purpureum, 2267 nucleotides. RefSeq lists its product as uncharacterized. The coding region runs from base 51 to 2222 and encodes 723 amino acids. The record is from RefSeq and is a predicted model, not a curated record. The transcript has 2 exons. Lineage: Eukaryota; Evosea; Eumycetozoa; Dictyosteliales; Dictyosteliaceae.